Messenger RNA from Hypoxylon trugodes, 1046 nucleotides. Its product is annotated as phosphatidylinositol/phosphatidylglycerol transfer protein. Lineage: Eukaryota; Fungi; Ascomycota; Sordariomycetes; Xylariales; Hypoxylaceae. Gene Ontology annotation, molecular function: sterol binding. The transcript is spliced from 3 exons. The record is from RefSeq and is a predicted model, not a curated record. Gene Ontology annotation, biological process: intracellular sterol transport. The coding region runs from base 160 to 690 and encodes 176 amino acids.
CCAUAACUUCACCCACUUUCUGUUGAGCAGUUCAAUCACCACAAGUGUAACACCGAGCGACGCCAUCAUCUACUCCCUCCCUUCUUAAUAAUCCAAGUUGAUCUUGGAUUAUCAUUUCAUUUUCGGAUUAAGGAUAACCUAUCGCCCCCCCAAUUCGAAAUGAGAGUCUCUACCGUUUGCGCGGCUGCUCUGUCCGUCGGCUUUGCUUCGGCUGGUAGCUGGUUCGGUGGCUCCCAAGAAAUUGUCACUAAGGACGUGGAGAAGGUUCCUGGUGACUCUCCACUCGAGUUCUGCGAUACCGAUCAUAGCAACGAUAUUAUUAAGAUCGAGAGCGUUGAUCUAUCGCCUAACCCCCCUGAGACUGGUGCUGAGCUAGUCAUUAAAGCCACGGGAACUGUUUACGAAACGAUCCAAGACGGCGCCAAGGUCAACCUCGUCGUCAAGUAUGGUUUGAUUCGCCUCAUUAGCACCACCGCCGACCUAUGUGAGCAAGUCGAGAACGUCGAUCUUAAGUGCCCCAUCGAGAAGGGUGUUCUAUCUCUCACCAAGGCCGUCGAGAUUCCCAAGGAGGUUCCUCCUGGAACCUACAACGUCUACGCCGAAGUCAUUAACUACGAUGGAAAGCCAGUUACCUGCCUCCAGGCUACGGUGAAGUUCGGUGGAAGCAAGGCGGAUAUGGGCGAUCUAUAGAUGGAUGGACCUUAGUCGAGCGAAUUUGGAUUACCACAAUCAUCAUCAUUAUCAUCACUACCAUCACAUUAAAGGGCAGGACCGAAUGGUUACCUCGGUUGACGAUUACUACGAAUGGUAUGGCAGUCUUUUGACGGACGGGAGAGCACCUCUUCGCCUACGUCUGUAUUUGUACGGAUUUUUUGAGAGCAUCGCAGUUUGAUUUAUGUCCUGUUAUCGCGAAUCUUUGUUCAUUGGGCGUUGUUUCCUUUUCUUUGAUACCGCAUGGUGACGAAGAAGGCACGUAAUCACAUUGGCUUAGCAUUUAGUUGUUGUGCAUAUACAAUGAUACCCCGUAAGGGCAAUUCUUUUCGAGU